AUGGCAGAGGAAGAUCUUGAAUGUGGUCGGUGGUGCUUCGUGGAGCUUCUUAGGUCUUUCUUCCUUGAUGACCUGCUCGAGAACGGGACUCCUAGAGGGAAGAAAGAUGCAGCGACCGAAUUGUCCAACCUCUGCAUUUAUCAGGGAAACAAAGGCAGAGCGGUUAGAGCCGAUAUAGUGCCUGCAUUGGUUAAGAUUCUAAGUGACUCGAGCAGCCACAGGAUGGUUGAUGAAGCUUUGACUAUACUCUCGGUCCUUGCAAGUAACCUAGACGCUAAAACAGCGAUAGUAAAAGCGAAUACUUUGCCUGCAUUGAUAGGUAUUCUCCAGACGGGUCAAGCUAGAAACAGAGAGAACGCAGCAGCUAUAUUGCUUUCGCUGUGUAAGAGAGACAAUGAGAAACUGGUGGCGAUAGGUAGACUCGGUGCGGUUGUGCCGUUGAUGGAUCUGACAAAGAACGGAACAGAGAGAGGCAAGAUGAAAGCUACGUCCUUUGCUCCUUUCAUUUUUGCUGCAGCUUCUUCAUCUUCCUCGCAGGUAAGUAAGUAA
Messenger RNA from Brassica napus (rape), 549 nucleotides. RefSeq names its product U-box domain-containing protein 11-like. NCBI's taxonomy places the organism in Eukaryota, Viridiplantae, Streptophyta, Magnoliopsida, Brassicales, Brassicaceae. Gene Ontology annotation, molecular function: protein binding. The record is from RefSeq and is a predicted model, not a curated record. The coding region runs from base 1 to 549 and encodes 182 amino acids. The transcript has 2 exons. Gene Ontology annotation, cellular component: nucleus; cytoplasm.